Lontra canadensis (Northern American river otter) is the source of this 14540-nucleotide messenger RNA. It is a transcript of the gene FAT1, whose product is annotated as FAT atypical cadherin 1. The coding region runs from base 399 to 14201 and encodes 4600 amino acids. NCBI's taxonomy places the organism in Eukaryota, Metazoa, Chordata, Mammalia, Carnivora, Mustelidae. The record is from RefSeq and is a predicted model, not a curated record. The transcript is spliced from 28 exons. Gene Ontology annotation, molecular function: calcium ion binding. Gene Ontology annotation, biological process: homophilic cell-cell adhesion. Gene Ontology annotation, cellular component: plasma membrane.
CAAGAGGGAGGGAGUGGGGGAAAAGGCAGUGAUCCGCCGCAGUUCUCGGCCGCAACUCCUAAACCCGGGCGGCUUGCUGCCUGGACAUGUCCUGACAAACUUGGCUUCUCCUCGGCCCUAUUCCGUAGCCCUCGCUCACUCUCAUUUCGCCUCCUCUUAGUGCUCAACUUUCCACCCAGGACGGGAGCCUCCGGAGAUGUGGCCACCUGGGUCCCGGCAGCGCGGGCGGAUCGCACUCUCGUUAGGGACAUGCUGAAGAUCGGAGGGAGGCAAAGUUGGUACUUCAGAUACGGCUUUUAACAAAUACCCAAAUUGCGUGGGGAUUACGGAGCUGCCGAGGACUUUAAAGCCAGCACCCAAGGACUCGAGCGGCUGGACUGGUUCCUGAGGGAUAAGCGAUGGGGAGACCCCUGGUCUUGCUUCCGCUUCUUCUCCUCCUCCUCCAGCAUUUUGACGAUGGUGACGGAAGCCAAACACUUGCCCAGAUGCCUCUCCAGUUUACACAUUUCCAGUACAAUGUCACGGUGCACGAGAACUCUGCAGCGAAAACCUAUGUGGGGCAUCCUGUGAAGAUGGGUAUUUACCUUACAGAUCCAUCUUGGGAGCUACGGUACAAAAUUGUCUCCGGAGACAACGAAAACCUUUUCAAAGCUGAAGAGUACAUUCUUGGGGACUUUUGCUUCUUAAGAAUAAGGACCAAAGGAGGAAAUACAGCUAUUUUGAAUAGAGAAGUGAAAGACCAUUACACCCUGAUAGUCAAAGCCAUUGAAAAAAAUACUAACGCUGAAGCCCGAGCAAAGGUCAGGGUACAAGUGCUGGAUACAAAUGACUUGAGACCUCUCUUCUCACCCACCUCCUACAGUGUUUCCUUGCCUGAAAACACAGCUAUAAGGACCAGCAUUGCAAGAGUCAGUGCCACGGAUGCAGACAUAGGAACCAAUGGAGAGUUUUACUACAGUUUCAAAGACCGAACAGACAUGUUUGCAAUUCACCCAACCAGCGGUGUGGUAGUUUUAACUGGUAGACUCGAUUAUGCAGAGACCAGGCUUUAUGAAAUGGAGAUUCUUGCUGUGGACCGUGGGAUGAAACUGUACGGAAGCAGUGGUAUCAGCAGCAUGGCCAAGCUGACCGUCCACGUGGAGCAGGCCAACGGGUGUGCUCCUGUCAUAACUGCGGUGACGCUGUCCCCGUCAGAGCUGGACAAGGACCCAACGUAUGCCAUCGUAACCGUGGAGGACUGCGAUCAGGGUCCCAACGGGGAAAUAGCUUCCUUAAGCAUUGUGGCCGGCGACCUCCUUCAACAGUUUAGAACAGUGAGGUCCUCCCCGGGGAGCAAAGAAUAUAAAGUCAAAGCAGUGGGUGCCAUCGACUGGGACAGUCAUCCUUUUGGCUAUAAUCUGACACUGCAGGCUAAAGAUAAAGGGACUCCUCCCCAGUUCUCUUCCGUAAAAGUCAUUCGUGUUACUUCUCCUCAGUUCAAAGCCGGCCCGGUCAAGUUUGAAAAAGAUGUUUAUAGAGCGGAGAUCAGUGAAUUUGCUCCUUCCAAUACACCUGUGGUCAUGGUGAAAGUCACUCCUUGUUACUCUCAUUUGAGGUAUGUUUUUAAAAGUACACCCGGAAAAGCUAAAUUCAGUUUAAAUCCCAACACUGGUCUCAUUUCCAUUUUAGAACCAAUUAAAAGACAGCAGGCAUCCCAUUUUGAACUCGAGGUAACAACAAGUGAUAGAAGAGCCUCCACCAGAGUCUUGGUUAAAGUCUUAAGUGCGAAUAGCAAUCCCCCUGAAUUUACCCAGACUGCUUACAAAGCCUCUUUUGAUGAGAAUGUGCCCAUUGGGACGAUGGUCUUGAGCGUGAGUGCGGUAGACCCUGACGAGGGUGAGAACGGGUAUGUGACCUACAGCAUUGCAAACUUAAAUCACGUGCCGUUUGUCAUUAACCAUUUCACUGGUGCUGUGAGCACUUCAGAAGACUUGGACUACGAACUGAUGCCUCGAAUUUAUACUCUGAGGAUCCGAGCAUCAGACUGGGGCUUGCCGUACCGCCGGGAAGUUGAAGUCCUUGCCACGGUGACUCUGAAUAACUUGAAUGACAACACACCCUUGUUUGAGAAAAUCAACUGUGAGGGGACGAUUCCCAGGGAUCUAGGUGUCGGGGAGCAGAUAACCACAGUCUCCGCCAUCGAUGCCGAUGAACUUCAGUUGGUCCAAUACCAGAUUGAAGCUGGAAAUGAUCUAGAUCUGUUUAGCUUAAACCCCAACUCUGGGGUGUUGUCCCUGAAGCAGUCGCUCCUGGAUGGCGUGGGGACCAGGGUGUCCUUUCAGAGCCUGAGAAUCACAGCUACCGAUGGAGAAAAUUUCGCCGCCCCGUUAUACAUCAACCUAACCGUGGCUGCCAGGCGCAAGCCAGUGCACUUGCAGUGUGAAGAGACCGGCGUUGCCAAAAUGCUGGCGGAGAAGCUCCUGCAGGCAAAUAAGUUACACAGUCAGGGAGAGGCCGAGGAUAUUUUCUUCGAUUCCCACUCUGUCAACGCGCAUGCGCCUCAGUUCAGAAGCACCCUUCCAACUGGCAUUGAAGUAAAAGAAAACCAUCGGGUGGGUUCCAACGUAAUUUUCAUGAAUGCUACUGACCUUGACACUGGCUUCAAUGGAAAACUGGUCUAUGCUAUUUCUGGAGGAAAUGAGGACAGUUGCUUCAUUAUCGACAUGGAAACUGGAGUGCUAAAAAUUUUAUCACCACUUGACCGUGAAACAACAGAUAAGUACACCCUGAACAUUACAGUCUCUGACCUUGGUAUACCACAGAAGGCUGCUUGGCGUCUCCUAGACAUCCGAGUUCUGGAUGCCAAUGAUAAUCCCCCAGAGUUUUUGCAGGAGAGCUAUUUUGUUGAAGUGAGCGAGGACAAGGAGCUGAAUAGUGAAAUCAUCCAGGUUGAAGCCACAGAUAAAGAUUUAGGGCCCAAUGGACAUGUGAUCUACUCUAUUCUGACAGACACAGAUAAAUUUUCCAUUGACAGCAUGACGGGAGUUGUUAAAAUCGUGUACCCGUUGGAUCGAGAAGUACAGCAUGUGCAUUACUUAAAGAUUGAGGCCAGGGAUCAAGCCCGAGAAGAGCCCCAGUUGUUUUCCACUGUGCUUUUGAAGGUAUCCUUAGAGGAUGUUAAUGACAACCCACCUAGAUUCAUCCCCCCUAAUUACCGUGUGAAAGUUCGAGAGGACCUUCCGGAAGGAACCAUAAUCAUGUGGUUGGAGGCCUAUGAUCCUGACUUGGGCCAGUCUAGCCAAGUGAGAUACAGUCUUCUGGACCAUGGAGAAGGACACUUUGAUGUGGAUAAACUCAGCGGAGCGGUCAGAAUUGUACACCAUUUGGACUUUGAGAAGAAGCAAGUCUAUAAUCUCACCAUGAGGGCCAAAGACAAAGGGAAGCCAGUUUCUCUGUCUUCCACUUGCUAUGUUGAAGUGGAGGUCAUUGAUGUGAACGAGAACUUACACCCACCAGUGUUUUCCAGCUUCGUGGAGAAGGGUGUCGUGAAAGAAGAUGUCCCUAUUGGUUCCUCCAUAUUGACAGUAUCUGCUCAUGAUGAGGACACAGGACGAGAUGGGGAGAUCCGCUAUUCCAUUAGAGAUGGUUCUGGUGUUGGUGUUUUCAAAAUAGAUGAAGAAACAGGUGUCAUAGAGACUUCAGAGCGACUGGACCGGGAGUCCACCUCCCACUACUGGCUCACUGUCUAUGCCGCGGAUCGGGGUGUCGUGCCUCUCUCAUCGUUUAUCGAGAUCUACAUAGAGGUUGAGGAUGUCAAUGACAACGCACCACAGACGUCAGAGCCUGUUUAUUAUCCAGAAGUAAUAGAAAAUUCUCCCAAGGAUGUAUCUGUGGUUCAAAUAGAGGCAUUUGAUCCAGAUUCUAGCUCUAAUGACAAGCUGAUGUACAAAAUUACAAGUGGAAAUCCACAAGGGUUUUUUUCAAUACAUCCUAAAACAGGUCUUAUCACAACGACAUCAAGGAAACUAGACCGAGAGCAGCAAGAUGAACAUAUAUUAGAAGUUACUGUGACUGACAACGGUACUCCCCCCAAAUCCACCAUUGCAAGAGUGAUUGUGAAAAUCCUUGAUGAAAAUGACAACAAACCUCAGUUCCUGCAGAAGUUCUACAAAAUCAGGCUCCCAGAGCGGGAAAGACCAGAGCGGGAAAGAAACGCCAAGCGGGAGCCCAUCUAUCGUGUUAUAGCGACAGACAAAGAUGAAGGUCCCAAUGCGGAAAUCUCUUACAGCAUUGAGGAUGGAAACGAACAUGGCAAAUUUUUUAUUGAGCCCAAAACCGGAGUGGUUUCAUCCAAGAAGUUUUCUGGAGCUGGAGAAUAUGAUAUUCUUUCAAUUAAGGCAGUUGAUAAUGGUCGCCCCCAAAAGUCGUCAACCACUCGACUCCAUAUUGAAUGGAUCUCCAAACCAAAGCCAUCAGUGGAGCCAAUUUCAUUUGAAGAACCAUUUUUUUCCUUCACUGUCAUGGAAAGCGAUCCAGUGGCUCACAUGAUUGGCGUGAUCUCUGUGGAGCCUCCUGGCACGCCUCUUUGGUUUGACAUCAUUGGUGGCAACUAUGACAGCCACUUUGAUGUGGACAAGGGCACUGGGACCAUCAUUGUUGCCAAACCUCUUGAUGCGGAACAGAAAUCAAGCUAUAACCUCACAGUUGAAGCUACAGACGGAACCACCGCUGUCCUCACACAGGUACUUAUCAAAGUAAUAGAUACAAAUGACCACCGUCCUCAGUUUUCUACAUCAAAGUAUGAAGUUGUUAUUCCUGAAGACACAGUGCCAGAAACAGAAAUUUUGCAAAUCAGUGCAAUGGAUAAGGAUGAGAAAAACAAGCUGAUCUAUACUCUGCAGAGCAGCAUUGAUCCACUGAGUCUCAAGAAAUUUCGUCUUGACCCUGCAACGGGCUCUCUCUCAACUUCUGAAACACUUGAUCAUGAAGCCAUCCACCAGCACGUUCUUACAGUCAUGGUGCGGGAUCAAGAUGUCCCUGUAAAGCGAAACUUUGCACGGAUUGUUGUUAAUGUCAGCGACACAAACGACCACGCCCCCUGGUUCACGAGUUCCUCCUAUGAAGGGCGGGUUUAUGAAUCAGCGGCUGUUGGCUCAGUUGUGUUGCAGGUUACAGCUCUCGACAAGGACAAAGGGAAGAAUGCUGAAGUGUUGUAUUCGAUCGAAUCAGGAAAUAUUGGAAAUUCUUUCACAAUUGAUCCCAUCUUGGGCUCUAUAAAAACCGCCAAAGAGUUAGAUCGAAACAACCAAGUGGAAUAUGACUUAAUGGUAAAAGCUACAGAUCAAGGCAAUCCACCUAUGAGUGAAAUAACUUCUGUGCAUAUCUUUGUCACAAUUGCGGACAAUGCCUCUCCUAAGUUUACAUCAAAAGAAUACUCUGUGGAAAUCAGUGAAACUGUCAGCAUUGGGAGUUUCGUCGGGAUGGUCACAGCCCACAGUCAGUCAUCGGUGGUGUAUGAAAUAAAAGAUGGAAAUGUAGCCGAUGCUUUUGAUAUUAAUCCACAUUCUGGAAGUAUCAUCACUCAGAAAGCCCUGGAUUUUGAAACUUUGCCCAUUUACACAUUGAUCAUCCAAGGAACUAACAUGGCUGGUUUGUCUACUAACACAACUGUUCGGGUGCACCUGCAAGAUGAAAAUGACAACUUGCCCAUCUUUAUGCAGGCAGAGUAUACGGGACUCAUUAGCGAAUCAGCUUCAAUCAACAGUGUGGUGCUAACUGACAAGAACAUCCCGUUAGUGAUUCGAGCAACCGAUGCUGAUAAAGAAUCCAAUGCUUUGCUUGUUUAUCACAUUGUUGAACCGUCUGUACACAAAUACUUUGCUAUUGAUUCUAGCACCGGUGCUAUUCAUACCGUGCUGAGUUUGGACUAUGAAGAAACAAGUACUUUCCACUUUACCGUACAAGUGCACGACAUGGGUACACCGCGUUUAUUUGCUGCGUAUGCAGCUAACGUGACCAUCCGUGUAAUCGACAUUAAUGAUUGCCCUCCUGUGUUCUCCAAAUCACUAUAUGAAGCAUCUGUCUUGCUGCCAACAUACAGAGGAGUCAGAGUCAUCACAGUAAAUGCCACAGAUGCCGAUUCGAGUGCGUUCUCACAGUUGAUGUACUCCAUCACCGAAGGCAACAUUGGGGAGAAGUUUUCUAUGGACCACCAGACAGGGACUAUAACUGUACAGAACACAACUCAGUUAAGGAGCCGGUACGAGUUAACCGUGAGAGCUUCUGAUGGCAGAUUUGUAAGCUUUACCUCUGUGAAAAUUAACGUGAAAGAAAGCAAAGAAAGCCAGCUAAAGUUUACCCAGGAUUUCUACUCCGCAGUAGUGAAAGAGAAUUCCACUGAAGCCAGAACGUUAGCUGUCAUUACUGCCAUUGGGAACCCAAUCAAUGAGCCCUUGUUUUAUCAGAUCCUCAACCCAGACCGCAGAUUCAAGAUAAGCCGGACUUCAGGUGUGCUGUCAACCACGGGCAUACCAUUCGAUCGCGAGCAACAGGAGGCAUUUGAUGUGGUGGUAGAAGUGACCCAAGAACAGAAGCCUUCGGCAGUGGCCCACGUUGUCGUCAAGGUCACCAUAGAAGAUCAGAACGACAAUGCACCAGUGUUUGUGAACCUCCCUUACUAUGCCGUUGUCAAAGUGGACACCGUGGUGGGCCAUGUGAUUCGCUACGUUACCGCCGUGGACCGAGACAGUGGCAGAAAUGGGGAGGUGAAUUACUACCUGAAGGAGCACCAUGAACAUUUUCAGAUUGGAGCCUCAGGCGAAAUUUCACUGAAAAAGCAAUUUGAACCUGACACUUUAAAUAAAGAAUACCUCAUCACAGUGGUCGCAAAAGAUGGAGGGAACCCAGCCUUUUCCGCUGAAGUGAUCGUGCCCAUCACUGUUAUGAAUAAAGCCAUGCCUGUGUUUGAGAAACCCUUUUACAGCGCCGAGGUGCCGGAGAACAUUCAGCUGCACAGUCCAGUCGUCCACGUACAAGCCAACAGUCCGGAAGGCUUGAAAGUGUUCUACAGCAUCGCCGAUGGAGAUCCCUUCAGCCAGUUUACCAUUAAUUUCAACACCGGGGUCCUAAAUGUUGUAGCUCCUCUGGACUUUGAGUCACACCCAGCGUAUAAGCUGAGCAUCCGAGCGACUGACUCCCUGACCGGCGCCCAUGCGGAGGUGUUUGUCGACAUCAUCGUGGAAGACGUCAAUGAUAAUGCUCCUGUCUUUAGUCAGCAGGCUUACGCCACAGCACUGUCGGAGGCAUCCGUCAUCGGCACGUCUGUCGUUCAAGUCAGAGCGACCGAUUCAGAUUCCGAACCCAACAGAGGAAUUUCCUACCACAUGUUUGGGAAUCACAGCAGAAGCCAUGAUCAUUUCCACAUCGACAGCAGCACUGGCCUCAUUUCGCUCGUUAGGACUUUGGAUUAUGAGCAGUUCCAGCAGCACAGGAUUUUUGUGAGGGCUGUGGAUAGUGGCAUGCCCCCCCUGAGCAGUGAUGUGAUCGUCACCGUGGAGGUCACAGACCUCAACGAUAAUCCACCGCUGUUUGACCAGCAGGUUUAUGAAGCCAGAAUUAGCGAGCAUGCCAGCCAUGGGCAUUUCGUGGCCUGUGUCAAAGCCUAUGAUGCAGACAGUUCAGACGUAGACAAGUUGGACUAUUCCAUUCUGUCUGGCAACGACCAGAAGAAUUUUGUCAUGGACAGUGAGACGGGGAUCAUCACACUCUCAAACCUGCGCCGGCACACCUUGAAGCCGUCUUACAGUCUUAACGUUUCUGUUUCCGAUGGAGUUUUUAGGGGUUCAGCUCAGGUUCACGUAACUGUAAUUGGAGGCAAUCUGCACAGCCCUGUUUUCCUUCAGAGCGAAUAUGAAGUGGAGUUAGCUGAAAAUGCUCCCUUACACACCCUGGUGAUUGAGGUCAAAGCAACUGAUGGGGAUUCUGGUAUUUACGGUCACAUUACUUACCAUAUUGUCAAUGACUUUGCCAAAGACAGAUUUUACACAAAUGAGAGAGGACAGAUAUUUACUCUGGAGAAACUCGAUCGAGAAACCCCAGCGGAGAAAGUGAUCUCGGUUCGUUUAAUGGCUAAGGAUGCUGGAGGAAAGGUUGCCUUCUGCACCAUUAACGUCAUCCUUACAGAUGACAAUGACAAUGCACCCCAGUUUCGAGCAACCAGGUAUGAAGUGGACAUUGGCUCCAGUGCUCCCAAAGGGACAUCAGUCAUUAAAGUUCUUGCAAGUGAUGCUGAUGAGGGAUCCAAUGCUGAUGUCACCUAUGCCAUCGAAGCAGAUUCUGAAAGUGUCAAAGAGAAUUUGGAAAUUAACAAACUGUCUGGUGUAAUAACUACAAAAGAAAGCUUAAUUGGCUUGGAAAAUGAGUUCUUCACUUUCUUUGUGAGAGCUGUGGAUAGUGGGUCUCCAUCCAGAGAAUCUGUUGUCCCUGUCUAUGUGAAAAUACUUCCACCAGAAAUACAACUUCCAAAAUUUUCAGAGCCAUUUUAUACCUACACGGUUUCAGAAGACAUGCCUAUUGGGACAGAGAUUGAUCUCAUCCGAGCAGAACAUAGUGGGACCAUUCUUUACAGCCUAAUCAAAGGGAAUACUCCCGAAAGUAACAGGGAUGAGUUCUUUGUGAUCGACAGGCAGAGUGGCAGACUGAAACUGGAGAAGAGUCUUGAUCAUGAGACAACUAAGUGGUACCAGUUUUCUGUACUUGCCAAGUGCACUCAUGAGGACUACGAAGUGGUGGCUUCUGUGGAUGUCAGCAUCCAAGUGAAAGAUGCCAAUGAUAACAGCCCUGUGUUAGAGUCGAACCCGUAUGAGGCAUUUAUUGUUGAAAACCUGCCAGGGGGAAGUAGAGUCAUCCAGAUCCGGGCAUCCGAUCUCGAUUCGGGAACCAACGGCCAAGUCAUGUACAGUCUAGAUCAGUCACAAAGUGUGGAAGUCAUCGAAUCUUUUGCCAUUAAUGUGGACACAGGCUGGAUUACAACCCUGAAGGAACUUGACCAUGAGAAGAGAGGCAAUUACCAGAUUCAAGUGGUUGCCUCAGAUCACGGUGAGAAGGUUCAGAUGUCCUCCACAGCCAUUGUGGAUGUUACAGUCACUGACGUCAAUGACAGCCCCCCAAGGUUCACGGCAGAGAUUUAUAAGGGGACUGUGAGUGAAGAUGAUCCCCCAGGUGGUGUCAUUGCCAUCUUAAGUACCACGGAUGCUGAUUCUGAGGAGAUUAACAGACAAGUUACAUAUUACAUCACAGGAGGAGAUCCUUUGGGACAGUUUGCUAUUGAAAACAUACAGAAUGAAUGGAAGGUCUAUGUGAAGAAACCUCUAGACAGGGAAAAAAGGGACAAUUAUCUUCUGACCAUCACAGCAACUGAUGGGACCUUCUCAUCCAAAGCCAUAGUUGAAGUGAAAGUUCUUGAUGCAAAUGACAACAGUCCAGUUUGUGAAAAGACUUUAUACUUGGACACGAUUCCGGAAGACGCCUUUCCUGGGAAGCUGAUCCUGCAGGUGUCUGCUACAGAUGCAGACAUCCGCUCCAACGCCGAAAUGACUUACACAUUGUUUGGUCCAGGCGCAGAAAAAUUCAAACUAAAUCCAGACACAGGUGAACUGAAAACAUUAGCCCCUCUUGAUCGUGAGGAGCAAGCAAUUUAUAACCUCCUGGUCAAGGCCACAGACGGAGGGGGCCGAUUCUGUCAGGCUAAUCUUGUGCUCACAUUAGAAGACGUGAACGAUAAUGCCCCCGAGUUCUCCGCCAACCCAUACGCCAUCACCGUGUUUGAGAACACAGAGCCUGGGACGCUGCUGACCAGGGUGCAGGCCACGGAUGCGGAUGCAGGACUGAAUCAGAAGAUCUCCUACUCCCUGAUCGACUCGGCUGAUGGGCAGUUCUCCAUUAGUGAAUUAUCUGGAAUCAUUCAGUUAGAAAAGCCCUUGGAUAGAGAACAGCAGGCCGUGUACACCCUGACUUUGAAAGCCACGGAUCAAGGUUUGCCAAGGAGGUUGACUGCAACGGGCACUGUCGUUGUGUCGGUUUUGGACAUAAAUGACAACCCACCUGUGUUCGAAUACCGUGAAUACGGUGCCACCGUGUCUGAGGACAUUCUCAUCGGAGUAGAAGUUCUUCAAGUGUAUGCGGCCAGCCGGGAUAUUGAAGCCAAUGCAGAAAUCACUUACUCGAUAAUAAGUGGAAAUGAACAUGGAAAAUUCAGCAUAGAUUCUAAAACAGGGGCCAUAUUUAUCAUUGAGAAUCUGGAUUAUGAAAGCUCUCAUGAAUAUUACCUGACUGUCGAGGCCACUGACGGAGGCACGCCUUCCUUAAGUGACGUUGCAACCGUGAGCAUUAAUGUAACCGAUAUCAAUGACAACUCCCCUGUGUUCAGUCAAGACACCUACACGGCAGUGAUCAGUGAGGACGCCCUUCUCGAGCAGUCUGUCAUCACGGUUAUGGCUGAUGACGCCGAUGGACCUUCAAACAGCCACAUCCGCUAUUCGAUUAUAGAUGGUAACCAAGGAAGUCCGUUUACCAUUGACCCUACCAGGGGAGAAGUGAAAGUGACCAAGCUUCUGGACCGGGAAACAAUUUCAGGUUACACACUGACGGUUCAGGCAUCUGACAACGGCAGUCCGCCCCGGGUCAACACGACCACCGUGAACAUCGACGUUUCGGAUGUCAACGACAAUGCCCCGGUCUUCUCCAAGGAAAACUACAGCGUCAUCAUCCAGGAAAAUAAGCCGGUGGGUUUCAGCGUGCUGCAGCUGGUUGUGACCGACAGGGACUCCUCGCAUAAUGGCCCGCCCUUCUUCUUUACUGUCGUGAGUGGGAAUGAGGAUGGGGCCUUUGAAGUAAACCAGCAAGGGGUCCUGCUGACGUCAGCUGCCAUAAAGAGGAAGGAGAAAGAUCGUUACCUCCUGCACGUUAAGGUGGCAGAUAAUGGAAAGCCUCCGUUGUCAUCUUUGACAUAUGUUGACAUCCGGGUCAUUGAGGAGAGCGUCUAUCCGCCUGCAAUCUUGCCACUAGAGAUUUUCAUUACGGCUUUUGGAGAGGAAUACUCAGGUGGUGUCAUUGGGAAGAUUCAUGCCACAGACCAAGACGUGUAUGACACUUUAACCUACAGUCUGGAUCCCCAAAUGGACAAGCUCUUCUCGGUUUCCAGCACCGGCGGUAAGCUGAUAGCCCACAAAAAGCUGGACGUGGGGCAGUACCUCCUCAACGUCAGCGUCACCGACGGGAGAUUUACGACGGUGGCGGACAUCACUGUGCACAUCCGGCAGGUGACACAGGAGAUGCUGAACCACAGCAUCACACUCCGCUUUGCCAAUCUCACUCCGGAGGAGUUUGUUGGGGACUACUGGCGCAACUUCCAGCGGGCUUUGCGGAACAUCUUGGGGGUGAGGAGGAAUGACGUACAGAUGGUCAGUUUGCAGCCCUCUGAGCCUCCUCCACAUCUGGAUGUCCUGCUUUUUGUGGAGAAAUCGGGUAGCGCCCCCAUUUCAACCAAGCAGCUCCUGCACAAGAUUAAUUCUUCUGUGACGGAUAUUGAGGAAAUCAUUGGUGUCAGAAUACUGGACGUAUUCCAGAAGCUCUGUGCAGGACUGGAUUGCCCAUGGAAAUUCUGUGACGAGAAGGUGACCAUGGAUGAAAACAUCAUGUCAACACAUAGCACGGCCAGACUGAGUUUUGUGACCCCGCGCCACCACCGAACAGCCGUGUGUCUCUGCACAGAGGGAAAAUGCCCACUUGUCCAUCGUGGAUGUGAAGACAGUCCGUGCCCUGAGGGAUCUGAGUGUGUCCUGGAUCCAGGAGACAACAGAUACUCCUGCGUCUGCCCGGGUGGCAAGUUUGGUCCAUGCCCGGGGAGUUCAUCGGUCACAUUUACUGGAAACAGCUUUGUGAAGUACCGUCUAAUGGAAAAUGAAAACAGACUGGAGAUGAAGCUGACCAUGAGACUCAGAACGUACUCCGCUCACGCGGUCGUGAUGUACGCCCGCGGGACUGACUACAGCAUCUUAGAGAUUCAUAAUGGAAGGCUGCAGUACAAGUUUGACUGUGGAAGUGGUCCUGGCAUCGUGUCUGUUCAGAGCAUUCAAGUCAACGAUGGGCUGUGGCAUGCCGUGUCUCUAGAAGUGAAUGGAAACUAUGCUAGGUUGGUUCUAGACCAAGUUCAUACUGCAUCAGGCACAGCCCCCGGGACCCUGAAAACCCUAAACCUGGAUAACCAUGUGUUUUUUGGUGGCCACAUCCGUCAGCAAGGCACCAGGCACGGGAGAAGCCCCCAAGUCGGGAACGGUUUCCGGGGCUGUAUGGACUCCAUCUAUUUGAACGGGCAGGAGCUCCCUCUGAAUAACAAACCGAGAAGCUAUGCACACAUCGAAGAAUGGGUGGACGUCUCUCCCGGGUGCUUACUAACAGCUACUGCAGACUGCUCCGGCAACCCUUGCCAGAACGGGGGCGUCUGCCACCCGUCUGCUGCUGGAGGUUAUUACUGCAAGUGCAGCGCCCUGUACGUUGGGGCGUCCUGUGAGCUGAGUGUUAACCCGUGCUCCUCCAAUCCGUGCCUUUACGGUGGCACAUGCAUCGUGGACAACGGGGACUUUGUGUGUCAGUGCAGAGGCUUAUACACCGGUCAGAGGUGCCAGCUUAGCCCCUACUGCAAGGAUGAGCCCUGCAAAAACGGGGGCACGUGCUUUGACAGUUUGGAUGGUGCUGUCUGCCAGUGUGAUUCGGGUUUUAGGGGAGAAAGAUGUCAGAGUGACGUUGAUGAGUGUGCCGCCAGCCCCUGUCGCAACGGGGCGCUGUGUGAGAACACGCACGGCUCCUACCACUGCAACUGCAGCCGUGAGUACCGGGGCCGACACUGUGAGGACGCCACGCCCAAUCAGUACGUGUCCACUCCGUGGAACAUCGGCCUGGCCGAGGGGAUAGGCAUUCUCGUCUUUAUAACGGGGAUCUUCCUGCUGGUGGGGCUGUUUGUCCUCUGCCGCAAGAUAGUCAGUCGGAAGAAGAAGCACCAGGCCGAACCCGAAGACAAGCACCUGGGCCCCGGCGCCGCUUUUUUGCAAAGACCGUAUUUUGAUGCCAAGCUCAAUAAGAACAUUUACUCAGACAUACCACCCCAGGUGCCUGUCCGUCCUAUCUCCUACACUCCAAGCAUUCCAAGCGACUCUAGGAACAACCUGGACCGCAAUUCCUUUGAAGGAUCUGCCAUCCCGGAGCAUCCGGAGUUCAGCACCUUUAACCCCGAGGCUGUGCACGGACACCGGAAAGCCGUGGCCGUCUGCAGCGUGGCUCCAAACUUGCCGCCCCCGCCGCCCUCAAACUCCCCAUCGGACAGUGACUCCAUACAGAAGCCCAGCUGGGACUUCGACUACGACACUAAAGUCGUGGACCUCGAUCCCUGUCUGUCCAAGAAGCCCCUGGAGGAAAAGCCUUCGCAUCCAUACAGCGCCCGGGAGAGCCUGUCAGAGGUGCAGUCCCUCAGCUCCUUCCAGUCUGAGUCCUGCGAUGACAAUGAGUCUUUGGCUGCUCCUGACCUCAGCAAAUCAAGAGGCUAUCACUGGGAUACGUCGGAUUGGAUGCCGAGCGUUCCUCUGCCUGAUAUACAAGAAUUUCCCAAUUACGAGGUCAUUGACGAGCAGACCCCACUCUACUCAGCAGAUCCGAAUGCCAUCGACACAGACUAUUACCCCGGAGGCUACGACAUCGAGAGCGAUUUCCCACCGCCACCAGAAGACUUCCCCGCGCCUGACGAACUGCCGCCCUUGCCUCCGGAAUUCAGCGACCAGUUCGAGUCCAUACACCCUCCCAGAGACAUGCCCGCUGCGGGCAGUCUGGGCUCCUCCUCGCGAAACCGGCAGAGGUUCCACUUGAAUCAGUAUCUGCCCAAUUUCUACCCCGUCGAUAUGUCUGAACCUCAAAAACCAGGCGCCGGCGAGAACAGUCCGUGCAGAGAACCCUAUGCCCCCUUCCCUCCAGGGUACCCCAGAAACUUUGAAGCCCCGCCCGCAGAAACCAUGCCCCUGUCCGUGUACGCCUCCGCGGCCUCCUGCUCUGACGUGUCGGCGUGCUGUGACGUGGAGUCGGAGGUCAUGAUGAGUGACUACGAGAGCGGGGAGGACGGUCACUUCGAGGAGGUGACGGUGCCCCCGCUGGAUGCGCAGCAACACACGCAGGUGUGACGCUCAGCCUCCCCCCAAAGUGCCUGGACCUGAACAAACCUGGAGCUGGUUCUGUACGUGAUCUUGCGCAUCGUUCUCCGCAGCAGUGCUUCAGCGCUUUUCCUUCCUUUCUUCUUUUUGGGUGAGCUACGAUGGGCAUGGCUGCACUGAGUCACGCACCUCUGGACAAGUUCGCCAUUUCCGGUGUCCGAACCCACUGUCACGGGAGGAGGUUUCCUUUGGCCGUGCCGUUUCCGAACCUCUGUCUGCAUUUACAUGUGUCUGUUAAAAUAAUGAAACAAAAAAUCAGUCCUAUCACCUUGUUAGCAUGAUUCAUGUAUUUAUAUAGAUUUGUUCUUU